CCGAGCCGGCGACUGCUCGCCCCGCGAGGUUGGGACAUGCGCCGCGGCGCUGCCGCCCGGGGUUAGUCACGGCGGGGCGCCGGCCCCGAGUUUUCAGCCAGACGAGAGCGGCGGCAGCUGUAACCAGUGUCUCUGGCGUACGGGCCGAGCGCGGCCGCCUGCCUCCCGCCCACCGCUCUCUCCCUGCUUCCCUUCCUCUCUCCCGGGUGCGUGCGGACAGAUAACAAUGGUGGGGCGCAGCCGCCGGGCCCCCGCCCUCGCCUAGUGGAAGCGAGUGCCCCGCGGCCGCUGCUCCGCCGCCCCGCCCUGCGGCGGCCCCGAGCCGCGGACCGCGUUGCUGCCGGCGGCGGUGCCGGGAGGCGAUGGUGCCUGCGCCGGGGUUAGUCUGAUCGCCGCUCCCCGCCUCGCCGCCUCCGGUGCCGGCGGCGCUCCCGCGGGGCCAGCGCCCGCCGCCUCCCCGGCUCGCUCGGGCGUGCGGCCGCCUGACACAACUUGGGAGCUCCUCCAGAUAAACAAGAAUAAUUAGUGAUAAUAAUUUAGAACAAGGCGGAGAAGCAGAAGAAGCGAGUGGAUAAUGUCAACCCCGAGCAGAUUCAAAAAGGACAAAGAGAUUAUAGCGGAGUAUGAAAGUCAAGUGAAAGAGAUCCGAGCUCAACUCGUUGAGCAACAGAAAUGCCUGGAGCAGCAGACUGAAAUGAGAGUGCAGCUUCUUCAGGAUCUGCAGGAUUUCUUCCGCAAGAAGUCGGAAAUAGAGAUGGAGUAUUCCCGAAACCUGGAAAAACUGGCAGAGAGGUUCAUGGCAAAAACAAGGAGUACAAAGGAUCAUCAGCAGUACAAGAAAGACCAGAACCUCUUGUCACCAGUGAAUUGCUGGUACUUACUCCUGAACCAAGUGAGAAGAGAAAGCAAAGACCAUGCCACACUGAGUGAGAUCUACCUGAACAAUGUGAUCAUGCGAUUCAUGCAGAUAAGUGAGGACUCCACCAGAAUGUUCAAGAAGAGUAAAGAGAUUUCAUUUCAGCUUCAUGAAGACUUAAUGAAAGUACUUAACGAGCUUUACACAGUCAUGAAAACAUACCACAUGUAUCAUGCAGAGAGCAUCAGUGCAGAAAGCAAACUGAAGGAGGCAGAGAAGCAAGAAGAAAAACAGAUUGGGAGGUCAGGAGACCCUGUUUUUCAUAUUCGACUAGAAGAAAGGCACCAGAGACGGAGCUCUGUGAAGAAGAUUGAAAAAAUGAAGGAAAAACGUCAAGCAAAAUAUUCUGAAAACAAGCUGAAAUCUAUUAAGGCCCGUAAUGAAUACCUGCUCACCCUGGAAGCAACGAAUGCUUCUGUUUUCAAGUAUUAUAUUCACGACCUUUCGGAUUUAAUCGAUUGUUGUGAUCUUGGAUACCAUGCUAGUCUGAACAGAGCCCUAAGAACAUACCUUUCUGCAGAGUAUAAUCUUGAAACUUCCAGGCAUGAGGGAUUAGACAUCAUUGAAAAUGCAGUUGACUGCUUGGAGCCACGCAGUGACAAGCAAAGAUUCAUGGAAAUGUACCCUACUGCUUUUUGUCCACCAAUGAAAUUUGAGUUCCAGUCUCAUAUGGGUGAUGAGGUUUGCCAGGUCUCUGCCCAGCAACCUGUGCAAGCAGAGCUUAUGCUUAGGUAUCAACAACUACAGUCACGAUUGGCUACACUCAAAAUUGAAAAUGAGGAGGUUAAGAAAACAACAGAAGCUACCCUGCAGACAAUACAAGAUAUGGUCACCAUUGAAGAUUAUGAUGUGUCAGAGUGUUUCCAGCACAGUCGCUCAACAGAGUCUGUGAAGUCAACAGUCUCUGAGACAUACCUGAGUAAGCCUAGCAUUGCAAAAAGAAGAGCUAACCAGCAGGAAACAGAGCAGUUCUAUUUCAUGAAAUUCAGAGAAUAUCUGGAAGGUAGCAAUCUCAUCACAAAACUUCAAGCAAAACAUGACUUGCUGCAGAGGACACUCGGAGAAGGUCACAGGGCUGAAUACAUGACAACAAGCCGAGGCCGAAGGAACUCUCACACGAGACAUCAGGAUUCAGGGCAAGUCAUUCCUCUUAUUGUGGAAAGCUGUAUCAGAUUUAUAAAUUUAUAUGGUCUUCAGCAUCAGGGGAUUUUUAGAGUGUCUGGUUCCCAGGUGGAAGUCAAUGAUAUUAAAAAUUCAUUUGAGAGAGGUGAAAAUCCUUUGGCAGAUGACCAAAGUAACCAUGACAUUAACUCAGUUGCUGGAGUACUGAAGCUCUAUUUCCGAGGGCUGGAAAAUCCUGUCUUUCCUAAGGAAAGAUUUAAUGAUCUUAUUUCUUGUAUCAGAAUAGACAAUCUCUGUGAGAGGGCUCUUCACAUCCGCAAACUCCUCCUGACUUUGCCCAGGUCGGUCCUUAUAGUGAUGAGAUACCUCUUCGCCUUCCUCAAUCACCUUUCACAGUACAGUGAUGAAAACAUGAUGGAUCCAUACAACUUGGCCAUUUGUUUUGGGCCAACCCUGAUGCCUGUUCCAGACAUACAAGACCAGGUGUCUUGUCAGGCACAUGUGAAUGAGAUAAUCAAAACUAUCAUCAUCCAUCAUGAGGCUAUUUUUCCAGAUGUGAAAGAACUUGAUGGACCAGUGUAUGAAAAAUGCAUGGCUGGAGAUGACUAUUGUGACAGCCCGUACAGUGAGCAUGGUACCUUGGAGGAGGGGGACCAGGAUGCCAGUACAGAGCCCCACACCAGUGAAGAUGAGUGUGAGCCCAUAGAAGCUAUUGCCAAGUUUGACUAUGUUGGAAGAUCUGCACGAGAACUCUCUUUCAAGAAAGGAGCUUCCCUUCUGCUCUAUCACCGAGCAUCUGAGGACUGGUGGGAAGGAAGGCACAAUGGAAUUGAUGGCCUUGUUCCUCACCAGUACAUAGUGGUGCAGGAUAUGGAUGAUACUUUCUCAGACACACUGAGCCAAAAAGCAGACAGUGAGGCCAGCAGCGGACCCAUAACUGAGGACAAGUCAUCAUCAAAGGAUAUGAACUCUCCUACUGACCGUCACUCAGAUGUGUAUUCAGGAAGGCAAAGAAAGAGAUCGGAACCUCCACCUCCCCUAAGACGCCCAGGCAGGAGCAGUGACGGCCACUGCCCGGUACACCCACCUCACCCUCUGUCCAACUCGGCCAUGGAGCUGGGCUCCCCCAACCUGGCAUCUCACUGCAGUCCCAGAGCCCUCCUUCAGAACCGCAACCUCAACGCCGACAGCCCUGAGCGGCGGCGCAGGCCGGGCCACGGCAGCCUCACCAACAUCAGCAGGCACGACUCGCUGAAGAAGAUCGAUAGCCCUCCCAUUAGAAGGUCUACAUCUUCUGGGCAGUACACAGGUUUCAAUGACCAUAAGCCACUGGACCCGGAGUCAAUAGCUCAGGACAUCGAGGAGACAAUGAACACAGCACUGAACGAGCUCCGUGAGCUGGAGCGGCAGAGCUCGGCCAAACACGCCCCUGAUGUCGUGCUGGACACCUUGGAGCAAAUGAAGAACACUCCCACCCCUGCCACCUCGACGGAGUCGCUCAGCCCUCUGCACAGCGUUGUUCUAAGGAGCUCCGAGCCUCAGAUCCGCCGCAGCACUAGUUCUUCCAGUGACACCAUGAGUACUUUCAAGCCCAUGGUGGCCCCUAGAAUGGGAGUGCAGCUGAAACCUCCUGCUCUUAGGCCAAAACCUAUUGUUCUUCCAAAAACAAAUCCUAGCAUAGGGCCUUCUCCUCCUUCCCAGGGUCCAGCCGACAAAUCUUGCACAAUGUAGGCAGCUCAGCCACCCACAGCGCCCAGCUGGGGUGUGCUAGGGAAGGAGAUGGAUUAACAAUAGAAGUCAGGGCUCUGUAACAUCAUUUGUUCAUGUUUGUAACUGGAGAGGCUUUGUUUUUCAGUGUUUUUGAAUGUAUUGUCUGAAAGUAGCUACAUUAACAUGGGCAUUUGUAUUUUGUAUGGUUUUGAUUAAACGAAAAACUGGACAAUUGUGCAUAGUUUUAAAAAACAAACAUAGACUUACUUGAAAACUUGAUGCUGCACCAUUUGUAAUAAAACCAACACAGAUCACAAACAGCUUGCCACGUUGUACCAUACUUCACAGUCUUACUGUAGCUAUAUAGUAACAGAUCCUGCACAAAACUAAGGGGCGGGAGGGGGUUCAGGGGACAUGGAGCCUCUCAUUUCUGGGUCACCAAACCAAAUCUCAAGCAGGUUAGUAAGAACUGAAGUUUAGCAUGUGAGGAUUAUGUGUCUGUGUGGAAUGUCUUAAGUCAUCUCAGGCCACAUUUCUUAUUUAAGACACAAGAAAAAAAAUCACCAAACCCUCACAAACUCAUAAUUGGCACCGAGUUUUAGCUUUCUUGUUGGCAGUCUCACUAGAGGCAAGCGCUGGAUGGAGCUGGAGAUCACACUGCUCUCACUGAUACAAAGCAGCAUUCCAGGACACAGCUAAAGCACAUCUCCAGGAUAGUAUCUAGAAACUCCUUUUGCUGCCCUCUGUAAUAGUGUACCUUCUCCCAUGAAGUUAGACCUUCAUUCCCUGAUACCACAUUUCUUACAGAAGCUGAAUUUGUUUGAAGUUCACAGAAGCCAGGCUCUGGGGAGUGUGUGAACCUGUUGGUCCAUUAGGGAGGAUGAGGGGCUAUUAAAGGGAUCAACUACACAGUAAUUCAGAAAAGUAUCCCAUUGACUUAUUGCUCAGUGUCCAAUUAAGGACGUGAUUUGGGUUGCAAUAGCCCGAUUUCGAGCUGACCCAGCCGUGCUGACUGCCUUGUGCAGCAAAUGCCCCGCUGUGCUGACAGCAGCAAGACAGGGACUCUGAAGGGGGUCUGCCUCCUGCCACUGGUGCAGGGGUCACUCACAGGACAGGCAGCUGAGUUUCUACUGCCUAGAUGCAAGCUGACUAAAGUUUUCCAUAACCCUUUUCCCUUCCACUUUCCUUUUUUUUAAUGACAGAAAUCAGUACCUUUCUUAUGUCUGUGUGAGUGGCGACUGUCAACUUCGCUUAGUGCUCUGUUGUUAAACUUUUUUAGGCGUGAGCUAAACCUACAGCUGUUUUGCACAUUGCAGCAGUAAGCCAUAAUACUAUUUCUGUGAACAUAUUUUCAAGCAUCCAAUCCUUAAAAAAAGUUUCAAUGAAUAAAAUGGGGUGAAAAGUCACUUGUGGUCCACCUACAGAAGUACAACUGGCUGUAAUUAAGAUCUGUUUUUUCACAUAUUCUGUAAGAUCUCACUUUUGGAAAGCUUGAAAUUGUACAACUCAGUAUACAUAAAGAAUUGAGUUUGGGAGGAGAAGAGUAGGGACAAAAUUUGAUAGACAUAAUUGCUGAGGUGACAGGAGUAAUUUCCUGUUGUUAUUUAGGAGCAAUUUAUUCCUGCUCUGGUUUACACCUUCUAGACAAGCGAUGCAAUGUGAAGCUCCAGGUGUGAGAAGUACCCCAUGAACUGCCUCUGAGCCCCAAACUAUUGCUGGCAUUUGCAAACACUUUUCAAUCCAGUCAGAGAGUUCACACGCAUCUAGGUUAGACACAAAGUCUUAAUCCCCCACAGUGCACUGUGCAGCGUGGGUCAGCAAACCUCCAUCCUUGUCAACUCUACUGCCUGGCCCCAAUGCCAGGGCCAGAGCCUAAGCCAGACCAGCCCCAGCUGCAGACCAGUGCUGGUCUGCUCACUUGUUUGGGACCAGAGGUAUUUUCAAGUAGUUCCCCAGUUUACUAGACGCAGUGGAACAAAACUGGAAUUUCAGCUUUCAUUUACAUACAGUUUUUGUCUAGCAUUUUUAAAUUAACCCACCUGGCACAAUUGAGAUGGAUACCUGUAUCUUUAAAUUGCAUAGGGAAUUUUGUAUGUUUAAAUAACUGUACUGGACUCCAUAAUGCUUUUAUUAGAAAUUGUUUAGCAAAAGAAAAUAUUAGAAACAGUGCAUUUAGUGAAUGCAUCCACUUAGUGCAUUCACGCAGUUAAUGUGUAGUUUGAUGGUUAUUAUAGAUACUUUAAAGCAUAGUAAGUGGAUAUGUAACAGGAAAGACUGCUACAUCUACAGGCGUACUUAAGGGUAACUCCUGCACACCUAAUCCAAUCAGUAUUGUCCUUUACUGUCAAGUUUGAUGAAUUGCAGUACUGGUAGCUUCCUGCUUGUUGACUGUUACCUACUUGUGUCAAUGUACAUCUGUAGUAUGUACAUGUGAAAGUGCCUUUAAAUUUUAGAGGAGCUUUAGCUUUGCUCUUGUACUGUUGCAUUUCCAUUGCAUCCUUUCCUGUUUCGUGUAUGGCUGCAUUCCCAUUGCAUUCCUUCCACUCUUGAAGAUCAAAUAAAAACAUGGAAAACCCACAGUUCUGGAAGAGAAAUGUACUGUUAAUCUGUUGUGACAAUGCACUUUUAUGUAUAGUACUGUACAUUUUUGGCAUGUACCAUUACAAGCUUCAGUAUACAUUCAAGUUUGUUCCUCAUAGUGUAUCUUUAUAAUAAAGAAGAUAGUUCUGUCUG
Pyrgilauda ruficollis (rufous-necked snowfinch) is the source of this 6481-nucleotide messenger RNA. RefSeq names its product SLIT-ROBO Rho GTPase activating protein 1 (gene SRGAP1). Bases 575 to 3769 code for a protein of 1064 amino acids. NCBI's taxonomy places the organism in Eukaryota, Metazoa, Chordata, Aves, Passeriformes, Passeridae. The record is from RefSeq and is a predicted model, not a curated record. Gene Ontology annotation, molecular function: protein binding. Gene Ontology annotation, cellular component: cytoplasm. The transcript is spliced from 22 exons. Gene Ontology annotation, biological process: signal transduction; negative regulation of cell migration.